UUCUCAGGGAAGAAAGUACUGUUUCUAAAUAAGCAGGCAGCCUCUGGGAGCACCUGCAUGGUAAGGGGAGCAGGGGAGCUGGCUGCAUCCAGUGACCAGGCAGAUGUGCUUGCAGCAGAGUUCCUUCCAACCUGCCCAGUUCCUACUGCUGGUGGGGGUUCUGGUGGCAAGUGUCCUCCUUCUGGUGCAGUGCCUUCGAUGGCACUGUCCUUGCUGGACGCUGCAGGCUUUCUGGAAGCUGGAUAGGCAAGAGGAGCCAGUGUCUGAACCCCUGCCCCUACCAGAAAGCGAGUCCUCAAGGCCAUGCCCACCAGCCACCCUGUCGGAGAUGGCUGCUUUCUACCAGGAACUGCACAUGCCCACCAAGGGCCACACCGUCAUCCGUCAGCUGAUGCACAAGCUGUUAGUAUUUUCAGCUCGAGAGGUGGAUCACCGGGGCGGCUGCCUGAUACUCAAGGACACAGGCAUCUCCCUGCUCAUCCCGCCAGGUGCUGUGGCUGUGGGUCGCCAGGAGCGGGUGUCACUGAUCCUGGUGUGGGACCUGUCGGAUGCCCCAUCACUGUCCCGAGCCCAGGCGCUGGUGAGCCCCGUGGUGGCGUGUGGACCCCACGGGGCCUCCUUCCUGAAGCCCUGCACCCUCACCUUCAAGCACUGUGCACAGCAGCCCGGCCACACCCACACCUACAGCAGCGACACAAACCUGCUCGAAGCUAAGGCCUGGAAGCCCCUGGGACAGUCAGGGGCCCACACUUCCCUGGACGAGUGUCGCAUCAGCCUCUCCCACUUCAGCCUCUACACCUGUGUGCUGGAGGCACCAGCAGGCCAAGAAGCUCGAAAGUGGCUACAGCUGGCAGUGUUCUGCUCACCACUGGCACCAGGGCAGACCCACCUGCAGCUGCGUGUCUACUUCCUCAACAACACACCUUGCGCCUUGCAGUGGGCCCUGACCAAUGAGCAGCCCCAUGGUGGCCGCCUGCGUGGGCCAUGCCAGCUCUUCGACUUCACUGGGGCCCGAGGGGACCAGUAUCUAAAGCUCAAGUACAUCUCUGAGGGUUGGGAGAAUGUGGAUGACAGCAGUUGCCAGCUAGUUCCCCAUCUCCACAUCUGGCAUGGAAAGUGCCCUUUCCGCUCCUUCUGCUUCCGGAGAAAAGCAGCCAAUGAGAAUGAGGACUGUUCAGCACUAACCAAUGAGAUCAUUGUCACCAUGCACACCUUCCAAGAUGGCUUGGAGACCAAGUACAUGGAAAUCCUCAGAUUCCAGGUAUCAGAGGAGGAAUCCUGGGCAGUGCCACCCCCUGUCUCCCAGCCGCCUCCAUGCAACAGGUUGCCCCCCGAGCUCUUUGAGCAGCUGCAGAUGUUGUUGGAGCCAAACAGCAUCACAGGCAAUGACUGGAGGAAACUGGCUGCUCACCUGGGGCUCUGCGGCAUGAAGAUUCGGUUCCUGUCCUGCCAGCGAAGCCCUGCGGCGGCCAUCCUGGAGCUGUUUGAGGAGCAGAACGGCAGCCUGCAGGAGCUGCACUACUUCAUGACCCUCAUGGAGCGGCUGGACUGCGCUUCUGUCAUCCAGAACUACCUGAGCCAGACGAAGGUCGACAGCCCAGCCCCGGUCCGCGGGAGCGCCUGGGAGAGCCAGGGCCUGGAGCUGGAGAUGGAGAAGCUCUGAGUGCCCAACCACCCGGGGUGAAGGGCGGUCCGCAGCACUCUACGAACAGGGGUGUGCCCGGACACCUAGGGAGAACAUAGCUGUUGUUCCUGGCUGUGCCCGCCGACCUCAUCAAAAUCCCCACGCCUAUGGCCACUGUGAGGCUAGACUGCCAUCACCCGCCAGCCUCUCAGGAUCAGGAGCUCCCUUGUGAUCCGCUUUGUCCUGCAUGCAGAUCCCCUCCUGGACGGCAGGGGGCGCAGGAGGACGGGAGAUGGCCUCACUUGGCUGCGCUUGGGGAAAGCUAUUUAAUAGACCAAUGGACUGCUAGGUUGCGGUGUUGGCACGCCUGGGGGACUGGUCAGCUCACAGUUCUCACCGAGCACCUCGUGAUACCCAAAGUUGGAUUGGGUAUCAUGCGGAAUCUUGGAAUAAAUGAGAGAAUUAGGAGACUUGACAAGCCUACAGUUCUCUCGUGGGAGUCAAGAUGGGCUCGUAGAAGCUGAGGGCAAACUCUAAAACAAUGCAUGCAGGGUGGGGGAAAAGCAGCUUUACAGUUGUGAGUAGCGGAAGAGUUUACUCUUGUGUUAUUAUUUAUUAGUUAUUGUAUUAUUUUCCCUAGGAACAACCGUAAACCUGCUUUCGCCCCACCCUGUGUAUCCUGUGAUUAGGGGAUGUGGGAGCGUAAUGAGCUGUACUGCUCCAGGGGUCGAGAAGAGAGGGAGCUGAGUAUGGGCUGGAGCAGUGAGGGUGCUGGACAUGUGAACCUGAUUCAGAGGCCUUUGGGUGGGGGGAGGGGGAGAUGGUGACUAUACUGAGGGUAGGAGCCAAGAGAGAGCACAGAGGGCUGAGGCAUUGAGGAGCUUGGCCUCAUGGGUGCGAGGUGAGGGUCCACAGGGGUUCAAGGCCAGAUCGAUCAUACCUAGCUGUCCACCUGUCUCCUUUGCCUUUCUUUGUCUUUUUAUCCUUGCCUUGUCUUUCUCUCUCUGCCGUUAUGUCUGUUAUAAAACAUCAAAGCUGAAAGGAAACUUCAAGAUUAUCAUUCUUGCCCAACCUUUUAUGUCUUUAUUUCAAACUGUGAGUUUUAAGUCUCAGUGACUUCAUUUUGCUGCCACAAUCUGCUGCAGUCCUUCAUCCCUGAAUCUGUCUCUCUGUGACUCUGUGUCUUAGCAUCUUCUUUUCUCUACUUUGUUACUGCAUCUGCCUUUGUGUGUUUCAUUCUCUGAAACCCUCUGUCAUUCCCCUCAAGCAAGUGUUUCUAAAACCAAUGUUAUAUAUCAAGGGCUACGCAAAGACACUGGGCUACCCUAGGAAUGGAUGGGUGGGGAUUUGACCUUAUGAAUCAAGAUCCAGUUUAGGGUCAGGAAACAAAGAGAUUAAAGAACAACCCCCUGCCCCCAGUCAAACAAAUAUUUUAUUCAGCACCUACUAUGUGUUAGACACUAUAUAGAAAAGAAGUUGAUAGCUGGGUCCUGAAGAGGGAACAAAGAGUUUGACUUAACUCUAGCAUUCUUUUGUUUGCAAACAGGUGUUAACUUUUUCAAGGGCAGGUGAACAAUCUCUUUGGCAACAUUAACAAUUUGCUUCUGUAUUUAAUUUAAAAACAUUAAGCCUU
Messenger RNA from Artibeus jamaicensis (Jamaican fruit-eating bat), 3257 nucleotides. It is a transcript of the gene UNC5CL, whose product is annotated as unc-5 family C-terminal like. Gene Ontology annotation, cellular component: membrane. The record is from RefSeq and is a predicted model, not a curated record. The coding region runs from base 104 to 1663 and encodes 519 amino acids. Gene Ontology annotation, biological process: positive regulation of canonical NF-kappaB signal transduction; positive regulation of JNK cascade; netrin-activated signaling pathway. Gene Ontology annotation, molecular function: protein binding; netrin receptor activity. NCBI's taxonomy places the organism in Eukaryota, Metazoa, Chordata, Mammalia, Chiroptera, Phyllostomidae. The transcript has 9 exons.